CCCCAACAAGUCCCGUGUGAAGGUUGAACUCAGUGUCUCAAAUCUGCCCAAGCACGAGCCAGCAACACACAGGUGAUCCACACAGCUUUACAAGUGCCACUAUGAGUGAAUCCGCAGAGGCUCUGGCCGUCGAAAGCCGAAGGAAUGUCACCAUUGAGAUCACCAACCUCACUAGCAACUACUGUCUGGUUGACCCUAAGGUUUUCCUGGAAAGCGGCAACUGCCACAGCCCCCCCCAACCUACUGUGCGCCCACAAAACACUGAAGUGUGCAACUUCAGCAAAGGCAAAGGCAAAGCCAAAGGUGCAGUGGGCGUGCUGACCUAUGAUCUGUUUAAGAGGGAAAAUAACAGAGCUGACGAAACCCUCGCUAUCAUGUUCUCCGUGCCAUUUGACUAUAACAUGUACAAGAACUCAUUUGCCUUGGGAAUCUACAAGAAGGGCAAAGAGUGCAAUGAGAGUCUGUACAAGGAGAUGUAUUACAACAAAGAGAAGGUGGGAUUCGUGCGGGAGGAACCCAAGGGCAGCGGCCUCACCUUUGAGGGCUCGUGCCUGGACAUCAAGGGAACCAUGUGCCCACUGGGCAGGGCCAUCAUGAAGGUGGAGAUCUGGGACAAGCUCUUCAGUCCCCAGAUGCAGCAAUCUUACUGAGCUAUUGAUUUAUAUCUGUCAAAUUCAUCCUUUCUGACACAUCAUUGUGUAGCCAUGUGUACAACUGUGCUGCCGCAUUACCUCUAAAUGCAAUAAAUUCUUAAAAGUCUGAUGUGA
This is a messenger RNA of Archocentrus centrarchus (flier cichlid), 767 nucleotides long. RefSeq names its product DELTA-stichotoxin-Hcr4a-like. Gene Ontology annotation, biological process: cytolysis in another organism; monoatomic cation transport; pore complex assembly. Lineage: Eukaryota; Metazoa; Chordata; Actinopteri; Cichliformes; Cichlidae. The coding region runs from base 102 to 650 and encodes 182 amino acids. Gene Ontology annotation, molecular function: channel activity. The transcript is spliced from 3 exons. The record is from RefSeq and is a predicted model, not a curated record. Gene Ontology annotation, cellular component: pore complex.